Molecule: messenger RNA, 1560 nt
Organism: Parastagonospora nodorum SN15
Lineage: Eukaryota; Fungi; Ascomycota; Dothideomycetes; Pleosporales; Phaeosphaeriaceae
Exons: 2
Coding region: 1-1113 (370 amino acids)
Biological process (GO): protein import into peroxisome matrix, docking
Cellular component (GO): peroxisome; peroxisomal importomer complex; peroxisomal membrane
Source: RefSeq, a predicted model, not a curated record
AUGUCUUCACCAUCGCCACCAAAGCCAUGGGAGACGAGCGGCGGCGCGACGAGUGCCUCGGUUGGUCAGUGUUCGCGAUACGGGAGCUCAGCCGUCAUCAUGGCUAACAACAGCGCAGGCCUCACAGGAUCAAGCAGCACAACACCGGCGGGAACAUCAACGUCAAGUCCGCCUCCGCUUCCAUCAGUACCUGAUUCUCUUUCCACGGUCGCCAACCGCAAUGCGACCAACUAUUCAGGCGGCAUGAACAACCGAGUGUCCCCCUACAGCAGCGGAUACGGAGGCGGCUACAGCAGCUACUCCUCGCCAUACUCAAGCAUGGGCAGCGGCUAUGGCUCCAUGUAUGGCGGAAUGGGAGGUAUGGGUGGCAUGUACGGCGGCAUGGGUAUGGGUGGUAUGGGCAUGGGAAUGGGAGGCAUGUACGGUGGCAUGGGCGGCAUGGACCCGAACAACCCAGCCAGCCUGACCCAGUCGUUCAGCCAGAGCACCGCAGCGACGUUCCAGCUGAUUGAAAACAUCGUGGGCGCGUUCGGUGGCUUUGCGCAAAUGCUGCAGAGUACAUACAUGGCGACACACUCGUCAUUCUUUGCCAUGGUUUCAGUCGCAGAACCAGUUUGGAAACCUACGACAAACGCUCGGCUCGGUUCUCGGAAUCUUCACACUCAUGCGGUGGAUACGGACGGCGAUGGCGAAACUCACUGGACGACCACUUCCCGCAGACGCCAUGGACCUGACUCCUGCAAGCUUCGCUGCCUUCACUGGACGAGGUGCCGACGGAUCUCCCGCGUCCGCGAAGCCGUCGAAGAAGCCUUUCAUCGUUUUCAUGAUGGCAGUUGUUGGUCUGCCAUACCUCAUGGGCAAGCUUAUCAAAGCGCUUGCCCGGUCACAAGAAGAACUCGAGAAGCAGAAGAUGCUCGAGAACCCACAGGCCGGUCAGCCCAUCGACCCCACCAAGCUCGAAUUCUGCCGUGCCAUUUACGACUUCACGCCCAACGCCAACAUGCAGGGCAUGGACCUUGCCGUCAAGAAGGGAGACAUGGUUGCAGUGUUGAGCAAGACAGAUCCAAUGGGCAAUGCAUCAGAGUGGUGGAAGUGCCGCUCAAGAGACGGUAGGAUGGGCUACCUUCCAGGCAUCUACCUGGAGACCAUCCAACGAAAGCAGCCUGCGCAAAUCACGAGUGGAAGUCAAAGCGGAAGCCCGGCAAGUAGCCGGGCGCAGACAAUGACCAGCACUAGUCUUGGAAGCCGGACUGGCACAAUGACCGAAAGCAAGGUACCAGAAAUGGCACCAAAGGUCGAGAGCAAAGCUGGCGACAUGGGUGUAGAGUCGUUCCAAAAGGGCGCAUUCUACUCGUGAGCUUGAGACGAUGCUGCAAUUUCUUUCACAUUAUCUAUAUUUCUACCCUGAUACAAGCGCUGUAUUUUAUGCUGGGUAUGGGUUAAUGGUCUAAAAAGACCUCGGUUUCUACACUGUUGGCUGGGAAAAGCUGUGUGGUGCGGCGUUCAGCGUAUAUCAGCGACGAGAUAUCACUUUGUCAAGCAUGCAUUAGUUAAUUCGAA